CAAUUCAAUAUUCGAUCCAAGUGACAAAAAAAAGAAGGUUUAUUCAAUCUUUUGGAGGCCUGAGUGUCAUCUCCAAUCCAUAGCUUGCAAUUCCCGGCAAGCACAGUGAUUGGUGUCCAGAAAGGCUUCAGCUUGCUCCUCCCUUCUCAACUUCAACAAUUUCGCUAUAGCACUUAAUGUCCUGUUGUUGUAGGGACAUCAGUCUUGCUAAACAUGAUAUGGUCAAGGCUAAGUAGGAGAACUCAUCUUUUGCCAUCCCUUAAGACUUUGCAAACAAACUCUCUUGAAUCCAGAUGCCUGUCUAUCAUUCCUAAAGGAUCAAGUUACAAGUUCACUAAUCCUAGUUCCAGCUUCCAACACAAUUUUUCUUGUUAUAUACGGUUAUCAAAGUUUAAGCAAGAAUUGAGUACAAAAUCAUUCCAUCUGUGUUGCCGCUCUUCAGCUUUUGCUUCACAGUAUGUUGGAAAGUCAUGUGCCAUACCUGGUUUCCGACACUUCUCAUCUCAUGCAUCCAAAGAACAGAAAUCCCGAAAGAUGCUUUUAUACUUGACGGGCUUAGUUUUUGCUAUGGUUGGGUGCACAUAUGCUGCAGUUCCCCUAUACAGGAGAUUUUGCCAAGCAACUGGCUAUGGGGGAACUGUUACCCGGCGUGAGACUGUUGAAGAAAAGAUUGCUCGACAUGAUACCAAUAAUACAGUCACCACAAGGGAAAUUGUGGUCCAGUUCAAUGCUGAUAUUGCUGAUGGGAUGCCAUGGAAGUUUGUUCCCACACAGAGACAGGUUAGGGUCAAGCCCGGUGAAAGUGCCCUCGCAUUUUAUACUGCCGAAAACAAAAGUUCUACUCCAAUAACAGGUGUUUCUACGUAUAAUGUCACUCCUAUGAAGGCUGCAGUGUACUUCAAUAAAAUUCAAUGCUUCUGCUUUGAGGAGCAGCGACUUCUUCCUGGAGAGCAGAUUGACAUGCCUGUAUUCUUUUAUAUUGACCCGGAAUUUGAGACGGAUCCUAAAAUGAAUGGUAUCAAUAACAUUAUAUUAUCAUAUACCUUCUUCAAGGUUUCUGAGGAAUAACACCAACUUGAAUGUUUACAUGAGAAUCAAAUAACAAGCUCCCUCCAUUUCAAAGGACAAAGAUGUAUAAUACAUUGAUGAAGCUCAAGUUUUGGUUUACUUAUGGUGGCUGACAUAAAAGACUAAAAUUCAUUUACUUAUUUGUUUAGGACAUAUAAAGAAGGUUGCCUCUUCUGUAUGAUUGCCAAGUUCUUGAAUAUUUUCAGCUUCAGCAAAACUACCAGAAAACCCUUGUGAUCAAGUUUUGAAGGUUCAAGGUACCAUGCCGUGACAUUUGGAAUUAUGCUGAUUAAGUUAAUGCAAGCCGAGGUUUGGAGUACCUCUUGAAAUUAGCCAUUUAGAUGAAUGAAUCAUUUUGCUUUCAGAAUUUAUUGAUUGUAAAAUUUAUCUGAAGAACUGUAAAGGUUGAGAUAUAUUCGCAAAAUGGUAAGUGACAAUGACGUCUAUGACCAGGUGAAACUAGCAUGGUAUGAAUUUUGGUGAUAGUUUAACGGGUCAUUUAUCUUUAUACUUUUACAAAACCUAAUUAUUUUCAAUAUAUAGUUGACAGUUUGUAGAGUUUGUUUA
Molecule: messenger RNA, 1635 nt
Organism: Glycine soja
Lineage: Eukaryota; Viridiplantae; Streptophyta; Magnoliopsida; Fabales; Fabaceae
Product: cytochrome c oxidase assembly protein COX11, mitochondrial-like
Exons: 8
Coding region: 214-1068 (284 amino acids)
Cellular component (GO): mitochondrial inner membrane
Molecular function (GO): copper ion binding
Source: RefSeq, a predicted model, not a curated record